GGCCAGGUGUUUCAGUUAAACAAAAACACUACAACGAGUCGAGCAUGCGAAAGUAAAUUUUAUUUGUAAAAGCAUACAAAUUCCAUUCACUUAUCAUAAUAUAUUAUGACUGAACCAAACAUACAAGAUGUAGGCGAAAACAAUAUUAUGGAAACUGACUCCAUAAACAUUGGUGCUUCGCACGAGAGAGCAAUGGAGCUCGGAGAUCAUCGGGUAAAUACCACUGAAAUUGAAAACCGGCAAUUAACUCCAACGAUCGAAGAAAAUGAAUUAUGUGAUUUGGAUACUGAACCAAUUCUUUUGGACGAGGAAGCUUCAUUAGUAAAAAAUAUGGAAGAAUGUAUGCAGGAAGCAACGCAGGAACAAAGCAUUCAAAAUGCCGGUGAAAACUGUAGAAACUCGUACGAACAGAGCUACUUCCAACAAGGUCAAAUCCAGGAAAUAGGUCGCUGUUCAUGGGACAAGGCUACCAAGCAUAAUUACGUUCGAGGAUGUUUAUGGUCUCCAGAUGGUACUUGCGUUCUAACGGCCGUUCACAAUGAUGGGAUGCAGGUUUUUGAACUUCCCCAAGAUAUUUAUGGAGCGCAAGAAGUUUCAUCAGCGAGAUCGGUCAAUUUAAUGGAACCAGCCGUACAUGUUCCACAAACAACCUUGGUCUACGACUACAAAUGGUAUCCUGGAAUGGAUAGCUCUGUUCCUGGAACUAGUGUAUGGAUUGCUAGCAGACAACACGAGCCUAUUCAAUUGUGGGACGCUUACACGGGCGAAUUGAGGUGCUCCUACAAGGGUUACAAUAAUGUAGAUGAAGUCGAAUCAGCUCUCAGUUUGACCUGGUCCAUCGACGGUGAACACAUCUAUGGUGGAUACAAGAAAAGCAUAAAAAAGUUCGACGUUAAAACUCCUGGCAGAGAAAUCUGUACCUAUCCUACUAAAGUAACCGCGUCUUGUAUGACCAUAUGUACCCCCUUUCCAAAUAUGGUCCUUUUUGGAAGUUGGAGCCGGACAAUAACGGCAUUAAUCACAGAUUCUAAGGAAACUAUCCAAGUGGGAAACUCUUCGCGAGGUCAAGGCCACGGUGCUGGGAUCACGUGGUUGAAAUUUAUACCCCGUACAAAUCUUUUUGUGUCUGGCGGAAGAAAGGAUUCUAAGUUAAUAAUUUGGGACAUCCGGGAUUUAACAAAACCAUAUCACGUGUUGCAGCGAACAUGCGAUACGAACCAACGGAUUUAUUUCGACAGCUCUCCCUACGGUGAAUGGAUUAUCUCUGGUAACACUGAUGGAAUAGUUCGGGCUUGGAAUUUGCUCGACAUAGACGAGGAUAGAAAAUCUUAUCGACAACACGCCUUUCCCCUCCAUCGGGAUUGUUGUAACGGAGUUUCAUUUCACCCAUCAAAACCGGUGAUAGCGACAACAAGUGGUCAAUUUCAUGCCGAGAAAAUUAACGAUGAUGAUGAGCUCGAGAUUUCGUUCAUAAAUGAGCAGGAAAAUUCGCUCACCCUCUGGUGGAUUGGCAAGUCUACUAAUGGGCUUUCGGAGGAAUAAAGUCAUCGCUCGGUUUCGGAUUUCUGAUUCGAUUAGAUUAAAAUCUUUCUCUUCUUUAUUGCUAACAUCAGAAGGAUUAAAUAUAUUUAUAGUAUGUACAAAAAAUAACAAUAAAAUUAAUAAAGAUUAUUACUUUACGCGUAACGAUGCUUAAAGAUUUUCCUUCUCGCGAUGCGAUGCGGAUUGUUUGCUUGCUUGACGAUCGAAAUAGUUUUACU
This is a messenger RNA of Uranotaenia lowii, 1760 nucleotides long. It is a transcript of the gene WDR79, whose product is annotated as telomerase Cajal body protein 1 homolog. NCBI's taxonomy places the organism in Eukaryota, Metazoa, Arthropoda, Insecta, Diptera, Culicidae. Gene Ontology annotation, molecular function: RNA binding; protein binding. Gene Ontology annotation, biological process: Cajal body organization. The record is from RefSeq and is a predicted model, not a curated record. Gene Ontology annotation, cellular component: Cajal body. Bases 106 to 1542 code for a protein of 478 amino acids. The transcript is spliced from 2 exons.